Messenger RNA from Nothoprocta perdicaria, 2370 nucleotides. It is a transcript of the gene HDGFL2, whose product is annotated as HDGF like 2. Gene Ontology annotation, cellular component: nucleus. The record is from RefSeq and is a predicted model, not a curated record. The coding region runs from base 1 to 1935 and encodes 644 amino acids. NCBI's taxonomy places the organism in Eukaryota, Metazoa, Chordata, Aves, Tinamiformes, Tinamidae. Gene Ontology annotation, biological process: regulation of transcription by RNA polymerase II. Gene Ontology annotation, molecular function: transcription coregulator activity; double-stranded DNA binding. The transcript is spliced from 15 exons.
AUGACGGGAGCGAAGACGGGGCGCCCGCGUGUCCCGCGGGGCAGCGCGUCGGGACCCUCUCACGCCGCUCUCUCUGACCACCUCCUGCUUUGGGUUUCCUUUCAGAUCGAUGACAUCGCGGACGGCGCCGUGAAGCCGCCUCCGAACAAGUACCCCAUCUUCUUCUUCGGCACCCACGAGACCGCCUUCUUGGGCCCCAAAGACCUGUUCCCCUAUGAAAAGUAUAAGGACAAAUAUGGGAAGCCCAACAAGAGAAAAGGCUUCAACGAAGGCCUGUGGGAAAUCCAGAACAACCCUCACGCGAGUUACAGUGCCCCUGCGCCCGCCAGCUCCUCGGACAGCGACGUUCCCGAGAAUGACCCGAUGGGAGGGAGCGAUGCAGGCGACGAUGAGGAAGAUGCUGCCAUCGCUGCCGCCGCUGCAGGAAAAAUGGACAGCGAUGAGGACUCAGACCAGGGCAGCGAUCACAGCGCGCUCAAGCGAAAGUCCUUGGCUAUGAAAAUGCCGGUGACAAAACGGCCUCGGAAAUCUUCCAGCGACCUGGAUCAGGGCAGCCCCUCCCUGACAGAGGAAGAGAACUCGGACACGUCGUCUGAGUCGGAGAAAAACAGUGACCAGGACUUUACUCCCGAGAAGAAGCCGGUGGCCAGGGCUCCCCGGAGGAUGCCUGCAGGAGGGAGGAAGAAGAAGAAAGUGGAGUCKGGCUCCGACUCAGACUCCAAAGUGGAUUCGGACUCGGAGAUGGGAAAUGCAGCUGUGGACAUGACCAAGUCGGACUCCAACUCCGAUUCGGAUUCAGAUGUGUCUGUGAAGAAAGCUCCGCGGGGCAGGAAGCCAGCUGAGAAACCCCCUCCGAAGCCCCGCGGCAGGAAACCGAAGCCUGAACGUGUCCCCACCAGCUCCAGCAGCGACAGCGACAGCGACAGYGACGUGGACCGCAUCAGUGAGUGGAAGAGACGGGACGAAGAGCGGCGGCGGGAGCUGGAGGAGAAGAGGAAGAGGGAACAGGAGGAAGAGAUCCGUCGGCUCCGGGAGCAGGAGAAGGAGGAGAAAGAGAAGAGGAAGGAGAAGGCGGAGAAGGGCGAGGAGAUGCACUCGGACAGCGACAGCAGCGCUGACGAGGAGGUGGCCAAGAAGGGGCGGAAGGGCCGGACCAAGGCCCCCUCCUCCUCAGACUCCGAACUAGAGCUUGAAAAGGAGGUAAAGAAGCCGGCGAAGAAGCAGCCCUCGGAGUUGUCAAGGAAACCGAGCCAGAAGGAGAAGAGAGGCCGAGCGGAGGAGAAGGCGCGGAGCAAACCUCUCAAAGUGGAACGAGGCCGGAAGAAGUCUGACGUGAUCCCAGAAAGGAGGAUGGAGAAGAAAAAGGAGCCCACAGUUGAAGAGAAACUCCAGAAGCUUCACAGUGAGAUCAAGUUUGCCCUGAAGGUCGACAACCCGGACAUCAAGCGGUGCCUGAACGCGCUGGAGGAGCUGGGCUCGCUCCAGGUCACCUCUCACAUCCUGCAGAAACACACUGACGUGGUGGCCACCCUGAAGAAGAUCCGUCGCUAUAAAGCUAACAAGGACGUGAUGGAGAAGGCCGCYGAGGUCUACACCCGCUUGAAGUCGCGCGUCCUGGGACCAAAGAUGGAAGCGAUCCAGAAAGGCAGCAAAGCCGGGCCGGAGAAGGACAAGGGGGAUGCAGAGAAGGCUCCGGAGAAGUUAUCGGGUGGAGAGAURCGGAAUGAGAAGGGUGAAGAGGAGGCAAAUGCUGACUUGUCAGGCCCUGUCAACGGAGAGUCCUUGUCCCAGAAGGCGGACGGCGCCGAGGAGAAGGAGCGAGACAAAAGCCAAGGGGCCAGAGCGGGAGAGGCCGAGGCAGCCGCCGCCGAGACCCACAACAACACGCAGGACUCUGCGAGCGCCGCGGCCGCYGGGGACGCCGAGGAGAGCUGAGGCUGCGGCUGCCGCCGGGAGGACGUCGCCGCCGCCCGCGCAGGGACACCGGCCCUCGCCGAGUUCCUUCACUAAGUCACACAGUAGCUGAUGUCCUAGGUCUUGUCCCGUGCCCCAGCCCCUGCGAAAGCACCGAACUCGGGGGGAGGCUCUGCUGUUUGUCUGUAUUUGUCCCCUCGUUUGGUUUCUUUUUUUUUUCCUCUCUCCCACCUAAUUUCUUGUGAUUUCAACCGCCAUGAAAUGAAUAUAAAGUUUUUUUUUUUUAAUGAAAGGAAAUCCCUAGUGUCUGUUUCUUGAGGCAUUGCUGGCUGUGACGAGGGGAGGGCAGCAGGGACCCUUCCCUCCGCCCCGGCGUGGGGGGCCGGGACUGGAAGAAGCCCCAGGGCCUCUGUGCCCCCUGCUCCUUGGCCGUCCCCGAGUGGGGCAGAGGCAGCA